Molecule: messenger RNA, 3483 nt
Organism: Brienomyrus brachyistius
Lineage: Eukaryota; Metazoa; Chordata; Actinopteri; Osteoglossiformes; Mormyridae
Exons: 2
Coding region: 394-2637 (747 amino acids)
Biological process (GO): DNA integration
Molecular function (GO): nucleic acid binding
Source: RefSeq, a predicted model, not a curated record
GAUACAAGCACUUAAGGGGUUUGCCACUUCAAGCAUUUGAUAAUGCCCACCCUCUAGUGUUGAUUGGGUCCGACUACCCCCACUUAAUUACACCAGUGGAGCCUGUGCAUUUAGGACCACCUGGGGGGCCCGCAGCAGUAAAGACCAGGUUAGGUUGGACUCUCCAGGGACCUACCAAGCUCAUUCAGCAGCAGCUCCAACCCACGCAGUGCUUGCAUGUGUCCACCUCCUCACCAGCUGCGGAGUUAUUUCAACAAGUUGAAAGGCUCUGGCAACUGGAUGUGUUGCCUUAUAGGAAUGAGAAGCUUGUUACCAGAUCCAAACAGGAUCAGGAAGCUAUGAGGCUGCUGGAGGAAAAAACAUCACGGGUAGACGUAGAAGGAGUCCAGCGUUAUGCCACGCCAUUGCUACGGGGCCAAGACUUUGGUGCAGCACCUGUGGAGUAAGCAGAGAGAAUGGGAUGACCCAUCCCUGCCAGAUGAUGCCCUCCAGGCAUGGUCGGCAUGGGUAGAAGAGCUUCAGCAUCUCCCACAGGUAACCCUGCCUCGCUGUUAUGUAAGCCCUGCAAUCGACCAUUCCAGUAGUCACCAAACUAUACACAUCUUCUGUGACGCUUCGGAGCGAGCAUACGGCUCUGUUGCUUACCUACGGAGUGAAGGUACCAAGGGACAAGUGGAAGUGGCAUUCCUGACUGCACGAUCAAGGGUGGCCCCCAAGCGUCAGCUAUCAAUGCCACGAUUAGAGCUGUGCGCUGCAUUGACGGGCAGUCAACUAGCAGCACUUCUGUUGAAGGAACUUACCAUAACUAUACACGAUGUGAUUCUCUGGACUGAUUCCACGACCGUGCUCACCUGGCUCCAGUCUGAUUCGUGCCAGUUUAAAGUGUUUGUCGGCACCAGAGUGGCAGAAAUCCAGGAGCUGACAGAUGCUGGAGCCUGGCGUUAUGUUGAUUCGGCCAGUAACCCAGCAGACGACAUAACCAGAGGGAAGACCUUGAGGGACCUGGCAGGAAGAAACCGUUGGCGAGAUGGACCAUCAUUUCUGUUGCAUUCUUCAGAAUUGUGGCCCACCAAACCAGCUCAGGGUGGUCAGGGAGAUUCCACUGAACUACGGAAACCCACCUGCAUUGGUCUAACCAAGGUAAUUACUAACCCCCCAUUGCCAGAUUAUGAGCAGUUUUCCUCCUUCAGGAGUCUGGUCGAGGCAGUCGCCUUAUCCCACCACGGGGCGGCAGGUAAUCAUCCUGGUCCUUCCGCUGAAGACUAUCAAGCAGCAGAGAGAGAAAUUCUUAGGCAAGCUCAGUUGGACAGCUUCAUUGAUGAUUACACCUACCUGGCAGCAGGGAAACUGGUAUCCUCUACUAGUCGGCUGGUCACACUAGCACCAGAAUAUGAUGCAGCAGUGCGGCUGAUCCGUGUAGGAGGUAGGCUCCGCCACAGUGAUCAGCUCGAAUGUGAUGCCAUUCACCCAAUAGUCUUGGAUCCAGCCCACAAAAUCACUAAGUUGAUAAUCCAGGACACAGACAAAAGCCUUAAACAUCCAGGUGCAGAACGUCUCUUUGCGGAGCUUCGGCGGAAAUACUGGAUCUUACACGGACGAGAAGCUGUUAAGCGGCAUCAACGUUCUUGCCCCGACUGUCAGAGAUGGCGAGCGAGCCCAACUGUACCUAAGAUGGCAGACCUACCCCCUGCACGACUGCGGUUGUUAAAGCCCCCCUUUUUUUCAACAGGCGUGGACUGCUUUGGGCCCUUCAUGGUACGGAUUGGGAGGCGCAACGAGAAACGUUGGGGGAUAUUGUUCAAAUGUCUGACCACUAGAGCUGUCCACGUAGAUAUUUUAUCCAACUUGGACACCGACUCAUUUUUAAUGGGCCUUCGCCGAUUUAUUGCCCGAAGAGGAAAACCAGCAGAACUCUUAUCGGAUCAGGGCACGAACUUUAAAGGAGGUGAGAGAGAGCUCCAUCAGACAUUUCAGUCAUUGCACCCCAUACUACAACAGCAAUUAGCUAAGCACCAGAUCAAAUUCCGAUUCAAUCCCCCUGGCGCACCUCACUUUGGAGGGGUCUGGGAACGAGAGAUCAGGUCGGUCAAGGCCGCAUUAUAUACCACAGUGCAAGCCCAAACAGUUACAGAAGAGGUCCUAAGAACGGUUUUAGUUGAAGUGGAAGGGAUUCUAAAUUCCAAGCCACUAGGCUAUGUAUCAACCGAUAUUGCUGAUCCUGAUCCAGUUACCCCAAACCUUCUGUUGAUGGGGCGGCUUGACCCGUCAUUGCCUCAGGCAGUGUACACUGAAGCAGAGCUACUAAGCCGCCGUCGCUGGAAGCACUCACAGGUUCUUGCAGAUCAGUUCUGGGUUCAUUUCAUUAAAUAUUAUCUCCCCGCACUCCAGACUCGUUCUAAGUGGCAAAGGGAUGCCCCCCCACUGCAGCUGGGUACAGUAGUUUUGAUAAUGGACCCGCACCUGCCAAGAGCACUCUGGCCAGUAGGCCGUGUUACCAAGGUCAUCCCAGGAGUGGACGGACGAGUCCGAACAGCGGAUGUUCAAGUGAAGGAUCACAAUUACACCAGGCCUGUUGCUCGACUUAUCCCUCUCCCUGCUAUUCCAGACACAACUUCAGACCCGGACAGCCCCUUCUGAAUUAUACAAAUUUGACAAUGCAAAUUUGGGGGCGGCUGUGCUAAAGGGCUGCGGGUUUAGUCUGCCUGUUAUGCUCAGCUCGCACCCUGCGAGUCCCGCCCAGUUCCUGCUCUCAUUGGACGACUUCGCCAGAGACACGUGACCAAUAGGGACUCUGACUGAGGCAAGCAAAAACUGGACGUUAUCCCCGCCAUGUUUUUCCUUUUUCUUCUUUUAGAACGCGGGUUUAGUCAUAUCGGGAAGGGAGCGAUAUACCGCGCUGGGAAUCUUUGAUUGUGUGCGUUCAGAUACCCGUAAGUUUCUACAUGUGCAUUGUACAAGAGUGUUUAUGUUGGGAUAUUAUAUACAGUUAAUCGGAAAUGAGCCCCUUAAGUGCGGCGAACGUUUUAUUUCUAACUUGCUGCGUAGAUUUAUGUUUCAUUUACCUCGGAUGUCAUGCAAUGCCUAUGUUUAUUUUAAACGGUUUAUAUUUACAUACUUAUUUAUCUCAACAAAUCUUAUUUAUAUUACUUUGUGUAUUAUGAUUGUUUAUCCUGUUAAACUUGCGGGAUGGCCGCUUAAAGUUACCGUAAUACAACAUCGAAGGUAAUAUUGUGAACUGUUUAUUUGAUACUGGACUCUGUAUGUAUAACGGAUUUAUAUUCUUUAUUCUAUUUUUGUUAUUUCUACUUUCAGGACCACACACACACAUACACAUACUAGUACAGAGCCCUUGUUCCAAGCCUUUAUUAAAGUUCUGGAGAAUAUACUCUUGGCAUCUUCAUUGGAUGUACCACAGCGGCCACACCUAUCUCACCAAUCAGUAAUAGUAGGCUAGUUCUGCACAACAACCCCCUCAAAAAUAAA